AUGAAAAAAAUGACCAUUUUGUAUCAAACCAAGAUGUGCAAUUCUGAACGGGACGAAGUCGAUAGGAUACCAUCUAGAGAUAGAGCUACAAAUUGGGAUGUUGCAGGGUUUGUGUUUUCCAUUAUCAGCCACAUUGCAGAUGUAGUUUUCGACUGUAAUGUAGCCUACAGAUACUACGCUAACAAAGAAUUAGCCUAUUUCUUUGCCACUUUAUCCUUCAUUAUAAUACCUGCCAUCAUCAACACAGCUUUUAGUGUGAGAAUGUAUGUUCUAGACAACGGGAAUGUAAAUACGGGAACGAAUUUAACCAAAAGAUUUACUAGGAAACGAAUGUGUAUUCUUUUUGUUCUGAUAUUUCAAUUGGCACCUAUUCUAAGGUACUUUGAUGCUUUAAAAUAUGCCUUAAGAUCUCAGAAGGCGGAAAAAGAUCAAGAUGUAGAAAACCAAAGGAAAUAUUAUGAACUUAUGGUCAAAGAAGAUUCAGAUGUAGCUUUGUUAAGAGUCUUAGAAUGUUUUUUGGAAGCUGCCCCACAACUUAUACUCCAGUUAGCCAUUAUAUUUCAGAGCCAUGGAAGAGAAAUAGAGGGAAAUACAUUUACUAUUAUCCAUCAACUGUUGUCUAUAGGCAGUUCCUUUGUGAGCAUGGCUUGGGCAAUGGCAUCUUACCAAAGACUUCUGAGGGUGGCGCUGAAAACCAAAAAUAAUAUUUCUUGGGCGGGAACCUUCGUACAGUUCAUGUGGCACUUCUUAGUCACCGUGUCAAGAAUUCUUUGUAUCAGUGUGAUAGCCUCGAUAUACCCCACGGAGACCAUUUUGAUUAUUAUAGGACAUUGGUUUGUGAUGACGCUGUGGUUGGCGUGUACCAGCGCUAAAAACAAUUUUUGCAAUCACAACUCCCUGUACGACUUUCUGUUCUACUGUAUUUUAGGCGCCGUCUAUAUAUUUACACACGUCGUUUUGGUGGAGGGUCCCACGUGCUGCAAAUACGUAAUCUUCUACUGCGUCCUGUUCGCCGAAAACACCAUAGCCAACGUGGUCUGGAUCGUCAACGCCGAUCAAGAAUUGCGACAAAAAGUCUAUUAUCUGCCUAUCAUACUCCUGAACGUAAUUCCGUUCUUCCUCGGUCUAAUUUUCAUGUUACUAUACUAUAAAGUUUUUCAUCCAAAUCUAAAUACAGGAUAUAAACCACAAAGGACUGCAGUCGUCACUCCCGAAGCUGCUACUAGCUAG
This is a messenger RNA of Diabrotica balteata, 1230 nucleotides long. The record is from the annotation of a GenBank genome assembly. Lineage: Eukaryota; Metazoa; Arthropoda; Insecta; Coleoptera; Chrysomelidae.